Morus notabilis is the source of this 1237-nucleotide messenger RNA. Its product is annotated as superoxide dismutase [Fe], chloroplastic. The record is from RefSeq and is a predicted model, not a curated record. Gene Ontology annotation, biological process: superoxide metabolic process. Lineage: Eukaryota; Viridiplantae; Streptophyta; Magnoliopsida; Rosales; Moraceae. The transcript has 8 exons. Gene Ontology annotation, molecular function: superoxide dismutase activity; metal ion binding. Gene Ontology annotation, cellular component: chloroplast nucleoid. The coding region runs from base 170 to 1105 and encodes 311 amino acids.
ACAUUGUUUUGUGUUUGGCUUGAAACAAUGACGACAUUCUUUUGUGUUUGGCUUGAAACAAUGACGACAUUUUGAACGUAGAAUUUGAUAACACAAGAACCCCAAAACACCGUGAAUCUCUCGUUGUCCAUUUGAGCUCUCUCCCAAAAAAUCACACAACAGUUUGGAAAUGGUGGCAUUAAAUAUACCAGUAGCAACAACCAAGCCCGUUUCGCUACCCUGCGCGUUUGUUCCAUCAACGGGACUUCAUGGGAAUCUGGGCUUACCUCGUACCUUGAAAUGGCCAAAGAAAAUGAGACAAUGCACUAGAAAGGAUGGUCCCACUAAAGUGAGUGCCAAGUUUGAGCUAAAGCCUCCUCCAUAUCCACUGAAUGCUUUGGAGCCGCAUAUGAGCAAGGAAACUUUCGAGUACCACUGGGGGAAGCACCACAGAACCUACGUGGAAAACUUAAAUAAGCAAAUUGCUGGAACAGAACUGGACGGGUUGUCGUUGGAAAAAAUUGUUGUCGCUACAUACAACAAGGGGGAUCUUCUCCCUCCAUUCAACAAUGCAGCACAAGUUUGGAACCAUGACUUCUUCUGGGAAUCCAUGAAACCGGGUGGGGGAGGAAAGCCGUCCGGGGAGCUUCUAGAACUAAUUGAGAGAGAUUUUGGUUCUUUCGAUAAAUUCAUUGGAGAGUUCAAGACGGCUGCAGCUACACAGUUUGGUUCUGGUUGGGCUUGGCUUGCAUACAAAGCAAAUAGACUCAACGUUGGAAAUGCAGUAAAUCCUAAUCCAUCAGAGGAAGACAAAAAGCUUGCAGUUGUGAAGAGCCCCAAUGCUGUAAACCCACUUGUUUGGGAUUAUUAUCCCCUCCUUACCAUUGACGUCUGGGAGCAUGCUUACUACCUUGACUUUCAGAACCGGCGACCAGAUUACAUAUCUCUCUUUAUGGAGAAACUCGUGUCAUGGGAUGCAGUCAGCGCUAGGCUUGAAGCUGCAAAGGCUGAAGUUGCUGAAAGAGAGAGGGAAGACGAGAGGAAAAGUGUGGAAGAGGAUAAAACAUCAGAUAGCGAGGAUGAGGGGUACUUGGACAACAAUAGUGACGUAUCUGAAGCUGAAUGAGUUUGAAUUUAUUUUGUAAUGACAGUAAAGUAGGAAAGAAUUUUUGUCUCUCUCUCUCUCUCUCUGUAUACCAGAAAUUUUAUUAUGUAUUCCAAAUGUUUCUCUGCUGAUUAAAGUAAUAAAUCUCUAGUC